Aspergillus glaucus CBS 516.65 is the source of this 1323-nucleotide messenger RNA. RefSeq names its product alkene reductase. Gene Ontology annotation, molecular function: FMN binding; NADPH dehydrogenase activity. The coding region runs from base 74 to 1195 and encodes 373 amino acids. Lineage: Eukaryota; Fungi; Ascomycota; Eurotiomycetes; Eurotiales; Aspergillaceae. The transcript has a single exon. The record is from RefSeq and is a predicted model, not a curated record.
AGGGGCACCAAUCCCAGACAAUGAAAGAAUACCAUAUCAAUUCUUUACUAUCAUCGUUUCAAUACCCUCCAAAAUGCCGAAGGCCUAUACUCCCAUCAGGGUUGGUUCCAUGAACCUUGCCCAACGCAUUGCCAUGGCACCCAUGACCCGAUUCCGUGCCGAUGAUGCUCAUGUCCCCCUUCCCAUAAUGAAAGAUUACUAUCAGCAGCGUGCUGUAGUGUCUAGGAGCUUGAUCAUCACCGAAGCCACCUUUAUUUCUCCCCGAGCCGGCGGUUACGACAAUAUCCCCGGAAUCUAUAAUGACGACCAGAUUGCUAUGUGGCGAGAGGUGACCGAUGCCGUCCACGCCAAAAACUCAUACAUCGUUCUCCAGCUGUGGGCGUUGGGCCGCGCUGCAGAUCCCUCUGUCCUGGGACAUGAGCAGCUCCCAGUUGUCUCAAGCAGUGCAACUCCAAUGACGCCCGAGAAACCGGCACCGCGAUCACUGAAUGAGUCCGAGAUCCACGAAUUCAUCCAGGACUAUGCGCAGGCUGCUAAGAAUGCGAUCAAAGCCGGCUUCGACGCCGUCGAGAUUCACGGAGCAAACGGCUACUUGAUCGACCAGUUCACCCAGGACACAUGCAAUACCCGCAACGACAACUGGGGCGGAAACGUCGAGAACCGCUCCCGCUUCGCCAUCGAAGUCACGAAAGCAGUCGUUGACGCUAUCGGUGCCGAACGAACAGGAAUCCGACUCAGCCCAUGGAGCUCUUUCCAAGGAAUGCGCAUGAAAGACGCGGUUCCGCAAUUUACCCACCUCGCCAAGGAACUGGCCAAGUUCCAGCUGGCUUAUGUGCAUCUGGUUGAGUCCCGCGUCUCUGGAGGCGGAGAUGCGCCCCAGUCCGGCGAUAAGCUUGAUUUCUUCCUUCAGGCCUAUAGAAAGGCCAGCCCGGUGAUUGUGGCGGGUGGCUACACGGCGAAUAAGAUUGACGAGGCGCUCGAGAAGACGUAUGGUGAUUAUGAUGUUAUUGUUGGUAUUGGGCGGUAUUUCACUUCGAAUCCGGAUUUGAUCUAUCGGGUCAGACAGGGCAUUCCUUUGCGGCCUUAUGAGCGCGAACACUUUUGUACACCGAAGGAUCCUUGUGGGUAUAUUGAUUAUGACUUUUCUCGUGAGUGGGAGUGUUCCGAGGCGGAUGAAGGGGGCUGUCAGCCGUGAGGUGUGGACUUGUAUAUAAUUAGACCCAUAUCUUAGAGAGUAUGUAAUGUUCGAAGGUUGACCAACUCUACUUUUAGACAUCGAUCAGUUUCUCCACAAAGGUGUGGAUGAAGAUGCUUUGUUUGCAC